UUUUCUGUGAGGUGACACCAAGUGCCCCCUGUCAGUAUGUCAUCGUCAAAUGUGGAACCCCUCUCUAACAAGAAGCAGGGACUGAAGAAACGACUGCUGAGGUUCUUCUCCAGAAGCGAGGGAAAUUUAAAGGAGAAAGUAAGGAGCCGCAGUGAGGGGGACAAGAGCCCUGCUGGGGACAGUCAUGUGGAGAAGAAGAUCAGGAGCAGCUGGAGCGAGAAGAGGGGGAGGAAGGACAGAAAUGAGGGACCAGAGGGAGCGCAAAGUUUGCCUCGACUUAGACACCCCAAAUCUGAAGAUUCUGUGCUCAGACGAUCGUCAAGGGAUUCAAAGGCUAGAUCUUUCAGUUACUCAGACUUGGAAGUCCCGUCUUCAAGCUUACUCCAGAGGUUUGGGAGUCUAACCUGGCGCAAAAAAAGGUCCAGUGUACUGGAAGAUCAUGAUGCUAACGCUAAUGCAUCAUCCUCAUCACGAUCUCAUUGGUCAAUGGGGCGCUUGGAUAGGCCGGCUGUUGGAAGUGAUUUGGAUUUGAAAAACAGGCGUCCCGUAUCCUGCAUUAUUGACUCUCCUUUCUCAGAAUUUGCCUCUAAAAGCUCAGAUCAAUGUUCCAAAAGGCAGCUAGGGGGGAAAAAGACCAUCGAGGUUUCAACAUCUUUUGACCAUUUGACAAACGAUGAUGAGGAUUAUAGUCCAAGACACCCUGCUUUCAAAGGAAGAAGUAAUCAGCUGCAGCUACCACUAACCUUUCUAGGGAAACUGGAAGUUGAAGAUGAAGAUGAGUCGCUCCCAUGCUGGGCAGAGAGUAUAUUAAAAGACUACCUAACACCAGAACACAGUACUCCAGAUUCACAACGUUAUCCUUUCUAUGAUGAAACCCAUAGUUCAGGGGUUUUGGAAGAAGAUGAAAAUCACUUUCAUUAUCGAAGUCCAAUUCAUCAUCUUAUGUCACCGAAGGAAAAAAUAGUAGAGCAAACAUCUCAAAAAGCGAUCGCACUAAAAUCCGAUGUAGAUUAUAAAGAAGGUAACCUUUCGAGAGAGAAAAACAGUACAUGUGCUGUUAUACGAAAACAAAAUUCCCAAUGUCAAAGUGGGUCAAGUUUGAACGUACAAAGUCAAGCAAACGUACAAAAUGGGAAAUCAAGAAAUCAAGUUAAUGUCUAUACCAGCAUGCUUUCUGAAAAUGUGACUCCAAAGGGUAGUACUGAAAUGGUCUCCUGUCAAAAUAUACCACUAAAUAGAGAAGGAAAUAAUACCUAUGAAUAUGAAAGUGCAAAGUGCUUACAUUCAUCCACAAAACGUACAAAGCAAAAAGUAUCUACGAAAAAGCAUAUGCCUCUAAACAGAAACUCGGAAAUUCAGGAGACCGUACAAUUACAGGACCACCUGUUUCAGGACACUAUGGAACAUAAUGUAACAAGGUCGAUACACUCCAAUACAAGAGAACAAGAAGCCAUACUUAAUCUUUCUGAACUCCAUGAAAAUAUUAAAGGACGCUCAUCUCCCAGUACACCCAAAAUAAAAUACCAAGUUAUUAUCACCAUGACUAGAGAGGAAAAAGAGCAAAGCCAGCUACCUGCACUGGCACAGGACUUGGUGAAAGGAGAUGAACUUGUAGAACAAGAUUCGAAGCUGUCAACUUCAUUGGAAUCUCAAGCAUGUGGCUAUCAUGGGGCGGGUACUAGAGAGGUAAUAGCUCAGUCACUCUCGGAAACAUCAGAGCAACCUGAAAAGAAUACGGCACAGAAGGAGGAGAUCUUAAAGAAGAGGAGGGUUUCUGAGAGCUGUCAGGGGGAACGUCUGGAAAGAUCCCUCAGCUUGGAAGCAGAUGAGGACUGCCCCCCAACACACUCUGGCUCUGAACAGGUGGCUGAAUAUUGCAGAAUUGAUUCCUCUAAAAUGGAAAAGCGUGAUAAACUAAAAAAAGAUAAUGCAAUUCCAAAAAGAGUCUAUGCUUCUAGGAUGCCAGAGAUGCGAAGAUCUUGUGAGACAUCAAAAUGGUCUGUUAAGAAGGAUAAUCAACAAAACGUGAACAUUUUAAAUAACCUUGUAUCUCCACAGGCCUAUGUUGGUCAUGUGAAAAAAAUUCAAAAAAUCUUUGAGGAUAUUGGCUCAAAGGACAUUGUGAGCCAUCAUGCAGAACCUGUGAAAUCCAUGAAAGUUUCUCAGAGGGAAAAAGAUUGUGUAUCUGACCAGGAGGUGUCCACUGCUGGGCUUUACAGACCAAUUUUCUCUCAGGUUUUUAAUCCUUUAAAAAAAGAACAUUUAGAGAACAGAAUCGAACAUGCCACCAUAUCUGUCAUUGAUAGCUCUGGAAAAUUACACCCAUGUAUAAUAACCGAAAACUAUGUGGACACAAUUGAAGAUAUUGUAGAAAACAAUGAUAGCCUUGGUAAAGAUUUUGCAGAGACUCAUUUAAGCAAUAGUCACAAAGACAAGGAAGCUUUUCAAAGACACACCAGACCUAUGUUACAAGAUUUACAGUUUGCUCCCAGAACACCGACUUCACCCACUCAGAAAACUAAGAAUAAUUUUUCUUUUUCUCUGGGUUCACCAAAAGGUUGGAAAAAUGAGAGUGCUGUCGUACGACCAACCAAACAUUUCAUUGGACAGAGAUUUGAAAACCAAAGGGACACUACUCCAGUGCCAUCUUCUAAAAGUAAUGUCUUUUUUACAGAGAACUUUUCUAAUUCUAUUACAGAUUCAGACUUGAAACACAAAGGAGAGCAGACUAAUCAUAACAGGGUAAAACAGUCACAAAAAGAACACAGAACAGAACUCAAUACAACAAUUGCUCCAAAUUUGGUCUAUGAUGAAAGUCCUGCCAUAAAUACAAAAGAGAAACGGGACAAAAGCAAAACUGUGAGAGGCUUAGCUUUGUUAAAAAACAAGAUCCAAGAAGAAUAUAAGAAACAUGAAGAUUUGAAACAAACAGUUGAGACAAAGGGCAAAAUUACAAAUUUACAGUUAGAACAAAAAAUCAAAAUAGAUUGUGAUUCAUUGGAUUUGGAAAAUCAAGAAGGAUCUGCAGAAGAACCUAUGAUAUCACCUAAUAGGAGCCAGAGAAGGAGAGAUUUCCAAAAACACAUUUCCACUCAGAAUAAAGACCUGGGAAGUUCAAAUGACAGCAAUCGAUUAAGAGUAAACAGUGACAAGCAUAUAGGCCGCAUAACAAAAGACAUUGUGGAUGAUGGCACAUCGGAGAUUAGUGAUGGUACAGAUACGAAAUCAACAACUCACAAUGUAGUUCAAAACAGAUACACAGCAUUAUUAAAUAAAAAAAUAGUAAACAAUGUGGACCUUGAUGUUGGCCAACUCAUUCAAAGUAAAAAGAAAACUGAAAUGAAAAUUUCUGAAAUUUCACCAAUCAACAAACAAGAUUUGAAAUAUACAGUAAAGGGGCUAUCUCAAAUACACCAAAAUAUGGAACAGAAACACACACGUGAGUUUGCUACACAAAUAAAUAUGGUACCUACUGCAUAUAAAGAUAAAGUUCCAGACCUUGAUGUUGACCAACUGAAUCAAGGCAACAAGAAGACUGAAAUAAAAGUUUCUGAAAUUUCACCAAUCAACAAACAAGAUUUAAAAUAUUCAGUAAAGGGGCUAUCUCAAAUACACCAAAACAUGGAAGUGAAAAACCCACAUGAGCUUGCUACACAAAUAAAUAUGGUACCUACAGCAUAUACAGAUAACGUUCCAGACCUUGAUGUUGACCAACUGAAUCAAGGCAACAAGAAAACUGAAAUAAAAGUUUCUGAAAUUUCACCAAUCAACAAACAAGAUUUGAAAUAUUCAGUAAAGGGGCUAUCUCAAAUACACCAAAACAUGGAAGUGAAAAACCCACAAGAGCUUGCUACACAAAUAAAUAUGGUACCUACAGCAUAUAAAGAUAAAGUUCCAGACCUUGAUGUUGACCAACUGAAUCAAGGCAACAAGAAAACUGAAAUAAAAGUUUCUGAAAUUUCACCAAUUAACAAACAAGAUUUGAAAUAUUCAGUAAAGGGGCUAUCUCAUAUACACCAAAAUAUGGAAGUGAAACACACACAUGAGCUUGCUACACAAAUAAAUAUGGUACCUACCGCAUAUAAAGAUAAAGUUCCAGACCUUGAUGUUGACCAACUGAAUCAAGGCAACAAGAAAAAUGAAAUUACAAUUUUGAAAAAGUUACCCAUGAACAAACAAGAAAAAAAAAGUGGGCUAUCCCCAAUACACCAAAAUAAGGAAUUAAGACACACACACAAACUUGUCUCACAAAAAGGUACUUUACCUACAGCAUAUAAAGAUAAAGCUUCUGGUUUAAUCAUUGAAACCAUGAGGGGUCAUUCUAAAGAUGAAGAUGAAAGUGUUUGCGGAAAAAAACAGAACACAAGUAUGGAGCAUGAAACACUUAUUAGCACUGGACAAAAAAUAAAGGGUAAACUAAAACAAGAAAUAAGUGGUGGAAUCAAAGGAGAUUCUAGCAUAGUCAGGGACAAAAGUGUGGAUGAUAUUAGCAAAGCAUAUUUGGAGUCAGCAGGUUAUAAGACUUUCGAAAAGUCCAGAGAUCAGCCAGCUACAGAUGUGGUCAGUGCUUAUACUGAACAAAACAAAAGUGCUGAUAUGGAAAACCAGGCUGUUCCAGUGGUUGUAACCUCAACGUUAGUCUCUAGUGACCAGCUUGUAAACAAUUUUAAUAAUAUUGAGGACUCAAUGGUUUCUGUAACAUUGACAGAUGUCCAAAAAGAAGCUUCAAGUGAUCUGGCCAUUGAACAUCCCAUGUAUAAACCUGCAAAUGACAGUGCCACAAACCAGAUUGAAGAUAUAAAGACACAAUCUGUAGAUAUAAAUAAUCAUUCUGGUCAAGACAUACCUGUGUUGGUAACCUCAGCUAAACAUUCCUGGGAUCCAGGAACUUAUAGAGUUGAGAAUUUGAUUAACCAAGGGGAAAAUGAUAUGGAUUCUGGUAUAAGAGAUGACCUAUUGGAAAAUUUCACUGAUUUGCUAGUUGAAAAUCACACAGAGAAACCUUCACCACACAUUAAGAAAAGUUCAACUGAAGGAAUAAUUAUAAAAAUUAUUGAGGUGAAGGACAGGAUUGGAGAAGAUUUUACUGGAUUGACUGACUCAUUUGAUGAUUCUAAUAAACACAUUGGUUGCACAAUUAAAGAAGAAUCUGCUAACAUGUCAGUCAUCACUCAGGACAUGUGUACUCAAAAUAUACUUGCUGAUAGCUUUUUAUCUGGAGAAACCAUAGGCCACAAUCUUGAAGAUCAGAUGAAAUUAGGUGAACAUAAUGUAAUCAGUGUGGAAACAAAGAAGCAGCCAGAAGAAAAUUCUACUGUGAUUCAAAACUCAAAAAUUAACAACGUGUUUGAAAAUGUAUUUGAAGUUAAAAAUAGAGAGAUGGAGAAAGAUGUUACUAAUACGAAGGAACAGAAUGUGAAACAGACAAUUGUAUUAUCUGCAGAAAUCAGGGAUCAGCCGCUUGAGAAACAAGAAUAUCUUGGGGACAGAAGAAAAUAUUCAAAUCUUACAUUUUUACAGGAGGAAGAUAAUUCCAAAUUAGAAUGCACCUCAGAUGCCACUGUGAAUGAAAGUAUAGAUGUAGAAAAUUUCAGGAAAAACGUAGAAAAUAUUGUUGCGCGUUCUGAGGCUGUGGACAAAAGUUUUCUUGAAAAGCCAUGGUGGAUGAAAGAAAACCAUAGAUUUGAAUAUACAACGUACCAGGUUGAUGGCUUACUUCCUGUUGCUUCAAUUGAUGCACUUCAAGAGAUAACUGAAAUUGAGACUUGUGGUCAAGGUAGAUAUGCCAAAAUAAAGCAGUCUUUGGAUCAGGUUGAUGAAGUAUCCCCUAAAAAACCUGAAGAUACAGAACUUGUCUAUAAAAAUAAGAAGACAGAAAUAGAUAAUAAUAACUGGACAUCUACGCUGGACCAAGCUAUGGAUGAAUGUGAAAAUGUGACUGUGGAAAAAUCUGAAGAUUUCAUGGAUUUAAAGCUUACAAAAGAAAGAACAUUAGAAAAUGGUCAGGAAAAUGAAGAUCAGAUACACAUAACUACUGAUGUGAGAAAUCAGUCUCAAGAUGCUAUGAACAUUUUUUCAGCAAAUGACAUAGUGGGCCAGGCUAGAAUAGAGAAACUGGAUGUAGAUCAACAUGAAGGAGUUAUUCAUGGUAGGGAAAAUGGUUUAGAUUUUACUCAAGAAGCAGAAACACUGGCCACUAAAGAAUCAAAGCAUGAGAAGAACCAUACAAACAACAAGGUAUUACAACCAAUGGAUACUGCUGUCAAUAUAAGGGAACAUCCACAUGACAACAGCAACAUGGAAUUAAAACAAGAUCUGGGUAAUACUGUUGUAGAUGGGCAGAUGGAAAACGACAUAGCUGUUUUACAGAAACAAUAUCUCCCACAAAAUUUAGAUGAGAGACUUGUUUCCUUACAGGACGUUGAGGGACUAAGACAUUUACCUCUCUUAGAAUUAAAACCAAUGGACAAUCAAGAAAAAGUGAAUGAAAAUGGUACAGAAAGCUCUAAUUCAAUAGCAUCUUUGAUGUCUUCAGAAAUAUUAAAGGCACAGCAUUCAUUUUUGGGGCACACGGAAACCAGAAGUGACUCAGUCAGUGUAACUUCACAGGGUGAUGAUGGACAAAGCCAUUUAUCUUUACCUAAAUUAAAAACAUUAGACAUUCAAAAAAAUGUAUAUGGAUUAUCUACAGGAACUUCUAAUUCCAUAGCACCCAUGAUACCUUCGGAACCAUUAGAUGUAAAAAUUGCAUAUUUAAGUGAUACAGACAGUGCAGGUAAUGCCAUCAGUGUAGCUUUAAAGGUUGAUGAGGGACAAAGCCACUUACCUUUAUCUGACUUAAAAACAAUAGACAUUCAAGAAAAUGUAUAUUAUCUCAAUAGAGAAGCUUCUAAUUCCAUAGCACCCGUGAUGCCUUCAGAACUAUUAGAUAUAAAAACGGCAUAUUUAAGAGAUACAGAGAGCACAGGUGAUGCCAUCAGUGUAGCUUUACAUGGUGAUGAGAGACAAAGCCACUUACCUUUAUCUGAAUUUAAAACAACAGACAUUCCAGAAAAUGUAUAUCAUCUCAAUACAGAAGUUUCUAUUUCCAUAGCACCUGUGAUGCCUUCAGAACCAUUAGAUGUAAAAAUUACACAUUUAAGAGAUACAGAGACCACAGGUGACACCAUCAGUGUGGCUUUACAGGGAGUUGAGGGACAAAGCCAUUUACCUAUAUCUGAAAUGAAAACAAAUGACAUUCAAGAAAAUGUAAAACUCCCUGAAGAAACUUCUAAUUCCAUAGCAUCUGUGAUGCCUUCAGAACCAUUAGAUUUAAAAAUGUCAUGUUUAAGAGAUAAGGAAACCACAGAUGAUACCAUCAGUGUAGCUUUACAGGGUGUUGAGAGACAAAGUCAUAUACCUUUACCGGAAUUAAAAACAAUAGACAGUCAAGAAAAUGAAAAUGAACUCCAUACAGAAACUUCAAAUUGCAUAGCAGAUGUGAAGCCCUCAGAACCAUUGGAUGUAAAAAUGUCAUAUUUAAGAAAUACAGAAACCACAGGUGAUACCAUCAGGGUAGCUUUACUGGGUUUUGAGGGACAAAGUAAUAUACCUUUACCUGAAUUAAAAACAAUAGACAGUCAAGAAAACAUAUAUGGAAGUUAUAAAGGAAUCUCUAAUUCCAUAGAAUCUCUGUUGUCAUUGGAACUAUCAGAUAUACAGUAUUCAUAUUCAAGGGACACAAAAACAAGUGAAACCAUCAAUGUUGCUACAGAAAGUAAUUCAGGCCCAAGCUUAAACUACCAUUUACAAACUUGUAAAGAUAGUCCACAAACUCCAAAAGAAGACAGUAGCGCUGCUAUAAAGAAAAAUGCUGCACCAUGUGAAGAAGAGAAUAUGGAGAGCUGGGUAAAUAAACUGAGACAACUGGAGACCCCGGAAUUUUUAAGGUAUCAAAAACCACGUCGUCAGCCUAAUUCCGCACCACAAUUUAUUGAAAUCACGUUGUCCCCCAUAAAAGAAGAUCAAGGUUCACCAAAAUGUGAUCAGCCGGAUUUCAACUGGCAAUUGCAAGAGAAAGAAGAAACGCUGAAGGUGAUCGCCACUCCCAGUGAAAACAACGCAACUUUGGAAACAAAAGCAACAGAACAAUCUGAACAAUCAGAAGAAUCACCCAAGAAAUUCUCAUGGGAAAGAAGCCUUGAUAAAACCACAGUUAGAUCAUCUCCUUUGGAACUGAUGAGAAAACAUUCAGGAGAGGAGGGUUCUCGAAGUGAAAACUACAAAGCAUUAAUUACACAAAGUCUAAGCCAGCGACAGAGCUCUAUCAUUGGGUCUCUAUUGCUUUUUGACAGAUCAGAUAAAAAAUCAGAGACAUCAGAAGGAAAACCGUUCUCUAGACUGGAAAGUAGCUACCUUCUCAGUAGCUACUUAAAACCAAAAAAAGAUUUACAACAGGAGAAAACAGAUCAAAUAGGGCCACAGGAUAUGUCAUCUACCGAUAGCACAAAUCAACAUACAGCCAGCGACUUCCUAACCAGUGCAUCAGGAACAAGUACAGUAAGUGGCUCUUUAACCAGUGCAUCAGAAGCAAAUACAGUCAGUGGCUCUUUAACCAGUGCAUCAGGAGCAAGCACAGUCAGCGACUCCUUAACCAGUGCAUCCGGAGCAAGCACAGCCAGUGACUUCCUAACCAAUGCAACAGGAGCAAACACAGCCAGUGACCUCCUAACCAAUGCAUCAGGAGCAAACACAGUCAGUGACCUCCUAACCAAUGCAUCAGGAGCAAACACAGCCAGUGACCUCCUAACCAAUUCAUCAGGAGCAAACACAGCCAGUGACCUCCUAACCAAUGCAUCAGGAGCAAACACAGCCAGUGACCUCCUAACCAAUGUAUCAGGAGCAAACACAGUCAGUGACGCCUUAACCAAUGCAACAGGAGCAAGCACAGCCAGUGACCUCCUAACCAAUGUAUCAGGAGCAAACACAGCCAGUGACCUCCUAACCAAUUCAUCAGGAGCAAACACAGCCAGUGACCUCCUAACCAAUUCAUCAGGAGCAAACCCAGUCAGUGACGUCUUAACCAGUGCAACAGGAGCAAACACAGCCAGUGACUCCUUAACCAGUGCAUCAGGAGCAAAUACAGCCAGUGACUCCCUAACCAGUGCAUCAGGAGCAAAUACAGCCAGUGACCUCCUAACCAGUGCAUCAGGAGCAAAUACAGCCAGUGACUCCCUAACCAAUGCAUCAGCAGCAAAUACAGUCAGUGGCUCUUUAACCAGUGCAUCCGGAGAAAGCACAGCCAGUGACUCCUUAACCAGUGCAUCAGAAGAAAACACAGUCAGUGACUUCCUAACCAGUGCAUCAAGAGAAAAUACAGCCAGUGACUCCUUAACCAGUGCAUCAGGAGCAAACACAGUCAGUGACUCCCUAACCAAUACAUCAGGAAAAAAUACAGUCAGUGACUCUUUGACCAGUGCACCUGGAGCAAGCACAGCCAGUGACUCCUUAACCAGUGCAUCAGAAGCAAACACAGUCAGUGACUUCCUAACCAGUGUAUCAGGAGCAAAUGCAGUCAGUGACUCCUUAACCAGUGCAUUAGGAGCAAACAAAGUCAGCGACUCCUUAACCAGUGUAUCAGGAGCAAACACAGCCAGUGACUGCUUAACCAGUGCACCUGGAGCAAACACAGUCAGCGACUCCUUAACCAGUGUAUCAGGAGCAAAUGCAGUCAGUGACUCCUUAACCAGUGUAUCAGGAGCAAACACAGUUAGUGACUCCUUAACCAAUACAUCAGGAGUAAAUACAGUCAGUGACUCUUUGACCAGUGCAUCAGAAGGAAACACAGUCAGUGACUCCUUAACCAAUACAUCAGGAGUACAUACAGUCAGUGACUCCUUAACCAAUACAUCAGGUGUAAAUACAGUCAGUGACUCCUUAACCAAUACAUCAGGAGUAAAUACAGUCAGUGACUCCCUAACCAGUGCAUCAGGAGAAAAUACAGUCAGUGACUCCUUAACCAAUACAUCAGGAGUAAAUACAGUCAGUGAUUUCUUAACCAAUACAUCAGGAGUAAAUACAGUCAGUGACUCCUUAACCAAUACAUCAGGAGUAAAUACAGUCAGUGACUCCCUAACCAGUGCAUCAGGAGAAAAUACAGUCAGUGACUCUUUAACCAGUGCACCUGAAGCAAGCACAGCCAGUGACUCCUUAACCAGUGCAUCAGAAGGAAACACAGUCAGUGACUCCUUAACCAAUGCAACAGGAGCAAACACAGGCAAUGUCUCCCUAAACAGGUCAUUGGGAGAAAACACAGCCAUUGUCUCCUUAACCAGUGUGUCAGGAAAAAAUACAACACAUGACUCCUUAACCAAUGCAACAGAAGCAGUCAAAGUCAGUGAGUCCUUAACUGGUGCCCCGGAGACAAAAACAAACAGUGACUCCUUAACCAGUGCAUCAGUAACUAAAACGAACAGUGUCACCUUAACUGAUGCAUCAGGAGCAAACAGAGCCGGUGACAUCCUAUUCAAUGCCUCAGGAGCACAGAAGCCAGAAGAUAAAGAAGCACAGCUACAAAGUGAUAAUGUCCCAACAUCAGAUUCUACUGAGCUGCUGUCCAAGCUUGGACCACCAGUAGCUUUACCUUGUAAGGUCUUCCCGGAUGUCUGGCAACACCCAGAGAAAAUGCAUGGAAAGCUGAAUCCAAGACCAGGAAAGAUCAUUUUGUUUUCUGAGCCUGGGUUCAGGGGGCACAGACAUGAGAUCUACAGUGAUGUGGGUAACAUGAGUGAUUGGGAUUUGCAGGGAACGGUCUCUAUCUGCAUUGUGCGAGGAGGGUGGCUUCUGUAUGAAAAACCACAAUUCCGUGGCAAGCGUGUAAUGCUAACAGAAGGUGAUACCGAUCUACCCUGUCCUUGGGAGGUGGUAAAAGCAACAUCAGAAACACUCUCAAAUAAUACAAAGAAAUCCAAAUUUUGGAUUGGUUCAUUACGUCAUGUAGUUCGGGAUUUUCAAGUUCCACAGAUAAGUCUGUUUACGGAAGAAAAUGGAGAAGGCAAUAAGGUGACAAUCACUGGAGCCACUCCUGAUUCACGUGUACAUGGCCACUCAACCAAAACAGAAUCCAUCAUUGUACACAAUGGACUCUGGCUGGUGUACAGCAAGCCAUUUUUUGAAGGUGAUCCUUACAUACUAGAACCUGGGGGGUAUCCAAACAGGAAAGCUUGGAAUGGGCAGGACUCACACAUGUGUUCCUUGCAACCUGCACGAAUUGGAGGCCCCACAGUGGAGAAAUCUAAUGAACCUAAGAUUCUUUUAUUUAAAUACCCUGGGUUUCAAGGUCCUGUUUGGGAGGUCUCCAAAGACCUUCACUCCCUGCAGGGUGAACUAAACAGCGAUGGAGAGUGUCUCCUUACUGUGGGAUCAGUCAGCGUACUGGGAGGGUGUUGGGUAGGAUAUGAAAACGAAGGUUUCCAUGGUCAUCAAUACCUUUUGGAGGAGGGAAAAUAUAGAGAUUGGUCUACGUGGGGCGGAUGUUCUGACGAUCUAGGAUCUCUUCGACAUAUUUGUACUGAUUUUUCGGCACCUGAAAUAGUGCUCUAUGAGCAACCUGGCUGCUCAGAUGGUCCUUGCUUACGCCUAAAUGAAGCAUUAUCAGAUAUCGAAUUGGCUCAAUAUGGGACCAAAACAGAAUCCAUCCAUGUGUUGAACGGAGUGUGGGUGGCCUAUGAAAAUGUUGACUUCUCAGGAGAGCAAUACAUUCUGGAGAAAGGAAUCUAUCACAGUUAUCAAGACUGGGGAGCCAAAGAUAGCCACAUCUGCUCUGUACAGCCAGUGCAACAGGUUGGAGGUCAGAGUCUUCAGUAUUCCCCUAAGAUUCAGCUAUAUUCUGAGCCUAACUUCCAUGGUGACUGUAUGACCUUUGUAGAAGAUCACUCAUUGAUCCCAGAAUCCUUCUCACUGCAGUCUUGUCGGGUAGAAGGGGGAAGCUGGAGCCUGUAUGAAGGUGAAGACUAUCGCGGAAAGCAAUACAUACUGUCUGAGGGGGAUUACCCUACAAGAACCGCCAUGGGCUGUCAGGGCUUUAGCACAAUAAGCUCCCUCAAGAGAGUUCCUCUUUAUUUCUCUGUUCCCUCUAUCUCUUUACACGGUCUGGAGAAAUUUGAGGGGAAGGAGCUGAAUUUCACUGGAGAAAUUCGGAGUCUGCAGGGAGAAGGAUACAAUAACCAUGUGCUGUCCAUAAAAGUAAAACGUGGACUAUGGGUGCUGUAUGAACAUAGUGAUUUCCGGGGAAGACAGUGGUUACUGGAGCACACUCAAAUUCCAAACUGGUUGCUUUAUAGUGGCCUCCAGAGAAUUGGAUCACUAUGUCCUAUUAGACAGAGGAGGGUGUAUUUCCGACUACGGAAUCGUGUCCUGGGUCUGUUCUUAUGUGUUCUGGAGCCAACAGAAGAUGUUAGAGCUGCUCGUGUUCAUCUCUCUGAGCCACAGGAGGGGAGUUGUGAUCUCUGGUUCUAUGAGGAUGGACGCAUCAAGAACCAGCUGGUUCCUCAGAUGAGUCUCCAAGUAGUUGGUCUUGCUAACCAAGGGACAAAGGUGGUUCUCUGGUCUGAGGAGCGCAAACCAGUACAAACCUGGACCUUGGAAGACUCUGGUUAUAUCGUCAGUUGUUUGUUCAAAGGCUUGUGUCUAGACAUAAAAGGUGGCCACGGCUAUGACUCUAAACAUGUUGUGGUGUGGGAGGUGUUGGAAGAUAGACCUUCUCAACGUUGGGACCUGGAGGUGUACUGAGAUCUGUCUGACUACUACGUGGGACGCUUUAUGGACCAAUGUGUUUCCUGAUUUCUUAAAUGCUGCUUGUAAAGCUGCUCAUGGAUGCUCAACUUUUUAUAGUGCAAUAUGUAAACCGGAUGUCUAAUCAAAACAUCCUUUUUCAUUUUUUGAUAGGUUAGAGAAAGGUUAGAACCCCAGCUUGGUUUUUAUUGCUAUCUAAAUCCCUGUUUGCAAGAUUUCUCAUACUACCUGUAUUGGUGAUUAGAGUCAUCUGGGAUAGAAGUGAUGAAAAAUAUAUGCAAUGGUGACAGCUGGAAUUUAAAAGUAAAACCGUUUUUGGAAGGUAAGAGAAAGGUUUGAAGCACUGCCAAAUUUGAAUUAUUACCUUUAUUACCAUGAGGAGAAUUGCAGUCAUGUCCUAUCCCACUGCCUGGUACCAAUUUGGACAAGUGAGGACAAAUAUUACUAACAGAGGCAGAAUAAGCAACAAAAAAUAGUGGUUUGAACUCUUCCACUCCAUCGUAAAAAAAAAAUCGACUUUAAUAGCUUCAUAAAGUAUAUAGAUAUUGAACAUAUUAGGGGACUAAAGUGCAGUGACUAUGUGCAAACACCAGUACUACAUAAUACAAAAUCAUAUGGGUUACUACACUUUGCUCAGUCACUGCACGUUAUACUGCCUUAUCAAAUCCAUCUGCUACACUUGGCAUGUAUACUGAGAUCACUCUCUAGUUAUCAGUGGUCUUUCUUAAUAUUUCUGCAACUUGAAAUACAGACCUUCCCAUUCCCGAACGCACACAUUUAUUUUUAGUGAGGGGUGAGGGUGGAGGUUCCUUCCAAGCAAAUCCUGAUUUUCCAAAGUGUGAAAUAACUUUGUAUUAUUGUAUAUAUAUAUAUAUGAACCUAUUAAACUUUACUUAACUCUGAAAUGUGGAACUUCAGGCCAGAUUUACAGGGAAGAACAAGUCCCCCGUUUACAUAGUAUUAAUUAGAAUAUCUGUGCUUCACAGUUCAGAUAUUUAAAUAUUUAUUUUAUAUAUAUUUUUAUACAGUGUUUCCUGAUCUUCAUCUUUUCUAAUUCACAAGUUCUUGGUGGUUUUGUAUAUACUAUUUUGUUUUUGGGAAUUAUUAAAAUGAUUAAACAUGCUUUUGGUGCA
Molecule: messenger RNA, 13904 nt
Organism: Rana temporaria (common frog)
Lineage: Eukaryota; Metazoa; Chordata; Amphibia; Anura; Ranidae
Gene: CRYBG2
Product: crystallin beta-gamma domain containing 2
Exons: 22
Coding region: 37-12768 (4243 amino acids)
Source: RefSeq, a predicted model, not a curated record